Dromiciops gliroides (monito del monte) is the source of this 3017-nucleotide messenger RNA. RefSeq names its product polo like kinase 2 (gene PLK2). Gene Ontology annotation, molecular function: protein binding; ATP binding; protein serine/threonine kinase activity. The record is from RefSeq and is a predicted model, not a curated record. The coding region runs from base 367 to 2460 and encodes 697 amino acids. Gene Ontology annotation, biological process: mitotic cell cycle; protein phosphorylation; regulation of cytokinesis. The transcript has 14 exons. Lineage: Eukaryota; Metazoa; Chordata; Mammalia; Microbiotheria; Microbiotheriidae. Gene Ontology annotation, cellular component: nucleus; cytoplasm; spindle pole.
GAUCGGAAAGGAACGGCCGCGAGCGCUCGGGGUGGCUACAACAAGCACCCCUAAGCGCACCUCCGAGGCGAGUGGCUCCCCUUAGAAUGGCGAGGGUGGGAGGGGCUUUCUUUGUGACGUCUCCCCCCUUCUCAAGCGCCCACCCACUUUCGAACCGCCCCUGCCUAUAAAACCACGGCUCCCGAGCGUUCCACUCGCACAAGUCGAAAGCGCGCGCUGGGCCAGGGCUGGGCUGCGGUGCUCGCAGGGGAGACGGGCUCGGGCACUCGGGAGCGCCGCACCAGCUCGGAUCCUCCGUGGUGGGAGCAGCGCCCCGGCAUCGAGGAGGCUGAGGCUGAGGUUCAGGCCGAGGCAGAGGAAAACGCAAUGGAAUUACUGAGGACGAUCACCUACCAGCCAGCCGGCACAACCAAGAUGUGCGAGCAGGCGCUGGGCAAAGCCUGUGGCGGGGAGUCUCGGAAGAAAAAGCAGCAGCAGCUGCCGGAGGAGCCGCUGCCGCCGCCGCCGUCACAGCAGCAGCAGCAGCCGGCGGCGCAGCAGCAGCAGCAAUCUCAGCCCCAGCUGUCUGCGCACCAUCACCACCAUCACUCGCACUCCGGGACCGAGGUCUCGAGGAUUAUAACCGACCCCACCACGGGGAAGCGCUACUGCCGGGGCAAAGUGCUGGGGAAGGGCGGCUUUGCAAAGUGUUAUGAGAUGACAGAUUUGACAAAUAACAAAGUCUAUGCUGCAAAAAUCAUUCCUCACAGCCGUGUAGCUAAACCUCAUCAAAGAGAAAAGAUUGACAAAGAAAUAGAGUUGCACCGAAUUCUUCAUCACAGGCAUGUGGUACAGUUUUACCACUACUUUGAAGACAAAGAGAACAUUUACAUUCUCCUGGAGUACUGCAGUAGAAGGUCUAUGGCUCAUAUCUUGAAAGCAAGAAAGGUAUUGACAGAGCCGGAAGUCCGCUACUACCUCAGGCAGAUUGUGUCAGGUCUCAAAUACCUUCAUGAACAAGAAAUAUUACACAGAGAUCUUAAAUUAGGUAAUUUCUUUAUUAAUGAAGCCAUGGAACUAAAAGUGGGGGACUUUGGCUUGGCAGCAAGGUUGGAGCCAUUGGAACACAGAAGGAGAACAAUCUGUGGCACUCCAAACUAUCUCUCUCCUGAAGUCCUCAAUAAACAAGGGCAUGGCUGUGAAUCUGAUAUUUGGGCCUUGGGCUGCGUAAUGUAUACAAUGUUACUGGGAAGACCUCCAUUUGAAACAACAAAUCUCAAAGAAACGUAUAGGUGUAUAAGGGAAGCCAGAUAUACAAUGCCGUCUUCAUUGCUAGCUCCUGCAAAGCACUUAAUAGCCAGUAUGUUGUCCAAAAACCCUGAAGAUCGGCCCAGUUUAGAUGACAUCAUACGUCACGACUUCUUCCUGCAGGGCUUUACCCCAGAUAGACUUUCUUCUAGCUGCUGUCAUACGGUUCCAGAUUUCCACUUAUCAAGUCCCGCCAAGAAUUUCUUCAAGAAAGCAGCUGCGGCUCUUUUCGGUGGCAAAAAGGAAAAAGCAAGAUAUUUUGAUACACAUAAUAGACUAGCAAAAGAAGAUGAAGAAAUUUACAAGCUUAGACAUGAUCUUAAGAAAACGUCAAUAACUCAGCAACCCAUCAAACACAGAGUGGAUGAGGACAUCCAGCCACCCAGCACUGCUGUUGCCAACUCUGGAACACCUGCAGUAGAUUCCAAGCAGCAAAUUGGUGAUGCGAUUCGAAUGAUUGUCAGAGGGACUCUUGGCAGCUGCAGCAGCAGCAGUGAAUGUCUUGAAGAUAGUACCAUGGGCAGUGUUGCAGACACAGUGGCAAGAGUACUUCGGGGGUGUCUAGAAAACAUGCCAGAGGCUGACUUCAUCCCCAAAGAGCAAUUGGUCACCUCUUUCCAGUGGGUAACCAAGUGGGUGGAUUACUCAAAUAAAUAUGGCUUUGGUUAUCAACUGUCAGACCACACUGUUGGUGUGCUCUUCAACAACGGUGCCCACAUGAGUCUUCUUCCUGACAAAAAGACAGUCCACUACUAUGCAGAGCUUGGUCAGUGUUCUGUUUUCCCAGCUACAGACGCCCCUCAACAAUUCAUCAGCCAAGUGACGGUGCUGAAAUAUUUCUCUCACUACAUGGAAGAGAACCUCAUGGAUGGUGGAGACCUACCUAGUGUUACAGACAUCCGAAGACCACGGCUCUACCUGCUGCAGUGGUUAAAAUCAGACAAGGCCUUAAUGAUGCUCUUCAAUGAUGGCACAUUUCAGGUGAACUUCUACCACGAUCAUACGAAAAUCAUUAUCUGUAGUCAGAAUGAAGAAUAUCUGCUGACCUAUAUCAAUGAAGAUAGGAUAUCCACUACCUUCAGGCUGACCACCUUGCUGAUUACCGGGUGUUCAUUAGAAUUAAAAAACCGAAUGGAAUAUGCACUGAACAUGUUGCUGCAAAGAUGUAACUAAAGGACUUUUCUGUCUAAAUCCAAAGGACUUUUUUUUUAUUUCACUGUGAGAAUGAAAGGGAAGGCAGGAGAAUGAUCAGUAUGUUGAAGAUGGACAGGUGGUGGUACGAAAAACAAUUCCUUUGCAGCCUGCUGGGCUGGGACCAGACUGAGGCAUUAAAAAAAAAAAUCUUGUCUUUGGAUGCCAUUAAACAGUGUACUAGAAUGAAGUUUUCCUUGAUGUACCUGUUUAAGAGGUUUUUCGGACAAUUUCUCAGCAAAAAUGCAUUGACUUUUAACUUCUCUCUGUAGAGAGCAUUUCAGACAGAGGACUUGGAACUGUGAAUACACUUCCUGAAGGGGAGGGAGGGGGAGAAAGCUCCCAUGUUGUUGAACGGCUGUAACUAGAGCAGCUUUGGGCUGCCCAACUGUGAACUAUGGCCAUAUUUUUUUUUUCUUUAAUUUUUCAAGACAAAAGAUAACCCACACUUGUGGCUGGAGAAGUGCAUUCCUUGUUAAUAAACUUGUUAUUUAUUACAGCCUAAAGUGCAGUAUUUAUUAUCCAGACUUUUUUUUUUG